Molecule: messenger RNA, 2793 nt
Organism: Podarcis raffonei (Aeolian wall lizard)
Lineage: Eukaryota; Metazoa; Chordata; Lepidosauria; Squamata; Lacertidae
Gene: SMAD2
Product: SMAD family member 2
Exons: 11
Coding region: 494-1897 (467 amino acids)
Biological process (GO): BMP signaling pathway; SMAD protein signal transduction; regulation of transcription by RNA polymerase II
Cellular component (GO): heteromeric SMAD protein complex
Molecular function (GO): DNA-binding transcription factor activity, RNA polymerase II-specific; I-SMAD binding; RNA polymerase II cis-regulatory region sequence-specific DNA binding
Source: RefSeq, a predicted model, not a curated record
UGUUUGCUGGUACUCUGCGCCCCCCCCCCAAAUCCACCCUCCUCUGACCUAGCUUAGUAGGAAGGAAGCCAGCCAGGCCACACGCACCCUCUUCUAUUCAAUCAGCUUUGCCCCCCCCCCACUCUUUUUCAUUACUCCCAAGGUGGGAAACGCGCGUGGGAUCGCCGCCCCUUCUCUGCUCCGCUCCCUCCCCCGUUGCGCGCGUGCGCUUCGGAGCCAGCACCCGCCGGGGGUCCUCUCCCAGCGCAAAGUGAGGGGUGUGUGUGUGUGUGUGUUUGUGUGCUUUUAACUUUCCGGAGGAGCGGGGUUAACAAGUCCUCGAGCCCCACCACUUCGAAAACAAAGCAAAGCAGCAGCAGCAGCAGCUGAGCGGACGUGCCUGGGAGUUGGUGGACGCGGGGAGUUUGUGCGAGCGCCGACCUCGGAAGGCGUGUUUGCUCGGAAGUUCUAAAGGGCAGCUAAACCAUUGCAUAAGUUGAGCCACAUCUGGGCCAUGUCGUCUAUAUUACCGUUUACUCCACCUGUUGUGAAGAGACUGUUGGGAUGGAAGAAGUCUGCCACUGGUUCAGGAGGUGCUGGUGGGGGUGAGCAGAAUGGUCAGGAAGAAAAAUGGUGUGAGAAAGCAGUGAAAAGUUUGGUGAAGAAGCUCAAGAAGACAGGACAACUGGAUGAGCUUGAAAAAGCAAUCACCACUCAAAAUUGCAAUACAAAAUGUGUUACAAUACCAAGCACUUGCUCUGAAAUUUGGGGACUGAGUACACCAAACACGAUAGAUCAGUGGGAUACCACAGGCCUAUACAGCUUCUCUGAACAAACCAGGUCUCUUGAUGGCCGCCUGCAAGUAUCCCACCGUAAAGGAUUGCCACAUGUUAUUUACUGCCGUUUGUGGCGCUGGCCUGACCUUCACAGUCACCACGAACUUAAGGCAAUUGAAAACUGUGAAUAUGCUUUUAAUCUUAAAAAGGACGAAGUAUGCGUAAACCCAUACCAUUACCAGAGAGUGGAGACUCCAGUUCUGCCUCCUGUCCUCGUACCACGACAUACAGAGAUUCUGACUGAACUUCCACAACUUGAUGACUAUACUCAUUCCAUUCCCGAAAACACUAACUUUCCAGCAGGAAUUGAACCACAGAGCAAUUACAUACCAGAAACACCACCGCCCGGCUAUAUCAGUGAAGAUGGAGAAACCAGUGACCAGCAGUUGAACCAAAGCAUGGAUACAGGAUCUCCAGCAGAGCUGUCUCCCAGUACACUCUCUCCUGUCAAUCACAGCCUGGACCUGCAGCCGGUUACCUACUCAGAGCCUGCUUUUUGGUGUUCUAUAGCAUAUUAUGAAUUAAAUCAGAGGGUGGGAGAAACCUUCCAUGCGUCACAGCCCUCACUUACUGUAGAUGGCUUUACGGAUCCAUCAAACUCUGAAAGAUUCUGCCUAGGCUUGCUCUCCAAUGUUAAUAGAAACGCCACUGUGGAGAUGACAAGAAGGCACAUAGGGAGGGGAGUGCGCCUGUAUUACAUUGGCGGAGAGGUUUUUGCUGAGUGCCUAAGCGAUAGCGCAAUCUUUGUUCAGAGCCCCAAUUGUAAUCAGAGAUAUGGCUGGCAUCCUGCAACCGUGUGCAAAAUCCCGCCAGGCUGCAACCUAAAGAUCUUUAAUAACCAGGAAUUUGCUGCUCUUUUGGCUCAGUCUGUAAAUCAGGGCUUUGAAGCAGUGUAUCAACUAACCCGAAUGUGCACCAUAAGGAUGAGUUUUGUUAAAGGAUGGGGCGCUGAAUACAGGCGGCAGACGGUAACAAGCACUCCCUGUUGGAUCGAGCUUCACCUGAACGGGCCUUUACAGUGGCUGGACAAAGUAUUGACUCAGAUGGGCUCUCCCUCAGUGCGCUGCUCCAGCAUGUCGUAAUGCUCCUCGUCUCCACUAGCGCGCUUGAAAUGCGAAGUCCAGGCAACAGACUUAAAUAUUAACAGCUCGUCUGUCGUAGUAACUCGUGUGUGGUCUCCAUGAACUGUUUCCUAUCGAAAAAGUUCAGAGAGAGAGAAAGAGAGAGACAGAAAAGCACUUGAGGGUCUCAUCAGUUUCUAAGCACCUUGUGGGUUUUGUUUCCUAUACUCUGAUGCGCUAGACGAAAAGUUAGUGUAUAGAAACGCCUUCUGCCGAAGGAGGGAGGGACAUAUUAAAUACUUUAAUGGUGUUUUUUAUUGGGUAUAUAUAAAUUGAGUGUCCUAAAGGUUUACCAAUAACAUGAGUGGUUCAGUUAAUGUAUCAUGGGACCCCCCCCCCCCAAUUUUGACACCAUUCUGCUGUCCUGAGUUUAAAUUCCCAUUGAUAGAUGUGCGGAGCUCUUUGACUUAGGCAGCCAUCUCGUAAAAAGCCCAAGUUCUUGCUUCUCUAUAUUUUUUUAUAUUUUUAUAUAUAAAUAUAUAUGCAGGCUUUCCGCUGCCCUAUAACAGACUUUAUGCAGAAAAUCUCCUCUCCCCCCCCCCAAACCUUUUCCAAGUGUACUAGCUGUCACCUUAAAAAAACCCUCUUUGGAGCGGGAGCGAUUCUUGGCUUCCAUUUUUUGAAAUCUUGCGUGUUGAGUAUGCUUAGUGGGCCUGAGAUGGGCAGUGCCACCUUCAACCUUUCACUCCUUGCCCCCAUGCCCACCUCCCCUGGGCCAAACCACGCUUUAAAAAAUAGAUCCUUCCGCUGCCCACCUAAAGUAGGCAUCUGUUGCCGGCGAUGGGUGCUGCUGGCCCUGAGGUCCAGCUUGCACCUUAGUUCGAAAAUAUGGCGGGAGGUCGUUCCUGGGAGAUGCA